AUGCGCCAUCUCCCUCUUCGCCAGUGCUUCAAACCCCAGCGCUUGCGUCUUUUUAUCCGACCAUUCACCAUGUCUCAAAAAACACAAGAACCCGUCAUCACCAAAACCUCUGACCUCCCGAUUGAUGAGGCAAGGUGGAUAACCCUCAAGAAGAUUGAGUACGUUGAUCAAGUUGGAAAGGCACGGACAUGGGAGGUCGCAACGCGCAAAACGAGAGGAAAAUCUGGGGUCGAUGCUGUCGCCAUGGGAAACAUUCUUCUCCAUCCAUCCAAGCCCGCUUCCACUCUACUCGUCAUUCAGUACCGACCUCCUCUUGAUGCCUACACUAUCGAAUGGCCUGCUGGACUCAUCGACUCUGAAGAGACAGCCGAAGAAGCCGCUGUUCGAGAAUUCAAGGAGGAGACUGGAUAUGAUUGCAAGGUUUUGAGCGUCAGUCCUGCGCAAGCUGCUGACCCCGGAAUGACAAACGCCAACAUGCAACUGGCAAUGGUUGAGGUUCAAUUGGGCGAGAACGAUGAAGAGCCGGAACAAAGACUUGAUGAUGGAGAGCACAUUCACCGAGAGAUUAUUCCUUUGUCUGAGUUGUAUGAGCGUUUGGUUGAGUACUCCAAGAGAGAGCGUACAGUUAUUGCGGCCAAACUUUUUCACUUUGCUGCAGGCAUGCAUUUUGCCCAAACUCAGAAUUGUAAACGGCACUCACCCUCCAUUAUCGUGCCUUCAUCUGUUCACCAAACAAUUAUCAUGGACCCAAACUUGGGAUUUCUACCUUGCACGACAGAUGGGGAGACUAAUAAUGGCGCCUUUGGAUUGACGCGACCCAUAUAUCCCGGCCAGUCCCCGCUUCCAAUGGAAUCCAGGCCCAGAGUCUCCAAAGCCUGUGAGACGUGUCGGAGGAGGAAGCGAAAGCAACGAGAUUCCGAACUUGUAUCUAACCUUGAAGAUCAAGUUCUUGCUCUCAAAGAUUACGUCCGGAAACUCGAAGCUGCAUGCGGGUAUGCUAAUCUUCCAGAUUUUGCAUCGAGCAGCCUCGAAGAUGACGGUCCUUCGAUGCACACCGAGGCGGAUGACGGCGAAAGCUCUGCUAUCAAUGACGUGAGCUCAAUGAUGUGGCGGAUGAACCUUCAUGAUAGCGGAGAGACAUCCUUUCUUGGUCCCUCUGGCAGCUUCUGCUUCCCUGUUACUAACCAUGGCAUCGAGGCUACCAAGACCGAUCCCACCAGUCCAGAGCUGGAAACGGAGAGUGUUCAAGUACUGCUCGACUUAUUCCGACAGCACAUCAACCCAGUCCACCAUUUCGUACCUCCGCAAGUGAUUGAGACUCUCGAAGCGCCUCAAAAGACUCUUGACAGUGAGCUGUUACAGGCGUCUGUCCUGGCAGCAGCAAGUCUCCUCGCCGAUUCACAGAAAGGGCAGAUGUAUGCUGACCGAGCUGAGGCUAUCGUGAUGAGGUGUUGCCGUACAAGUCCCAAUAUUGUGACGGUACAGGCUCUGGCGAUAUUGACUUGGCGUGAGCUGGCACUGGAAAAUGAGAACAAUGCAUGGCUGUAUAACUGCAUGGCGGCGAGUCUGAUAGUUCAUCUCGGACUCCAUGUGAGCUCUCUUGAAAAUGUCAUGCAGAUACCAGUUGGGCCGCCUUCGGGCUCAAUUGAUGAGAAGAGCGUACGAGUACAGACGUUCUGGUCGGUCUUUCUGAUGGACAGAAUUUCCACCUCGAUGCUCGGACGAAAUUGCAUGAUUCCUUGGCGGAGAGUUCGAGCGACACCAUACCUCAAAGCAUGCAGUAGCCCCACGACAGAGGAUACCGUAUUUGAUGCCCACUGCCAGAUGUGGUUUAUUCACGACCGAUAUAUGGACAAGAUCUACUCGUUCGAGUUUGGUGAACUUGAGCCUUUUGAACGGCAUCAACUUCUCUCGGAAGCCCGAGAUCAUCAUAUGACCUUCUUCCGCCAAAUGGGCCGCGAUCUUGAACUUCGAAAGAACAAUAUGAACCCCCAAGUCAUCCUACUUCAUAUGGUCUACAACAUGUCUCUCCUUCUGAUACAUCGGCCGUAUCUUAGGGAACCCAGAGGGAGUGCCGCCCAUCAAUUAUCCACCAGAACAAACAUGACCUCUGCACAUGACCUGGUCAGAUUGAUCCGACAAUACGACAAAGAAGCCAGGAUGGAGAAUGCCCCGUUCUUUGCGGUGCACUGUGUUCUUACAGCUGCCGUGAGUCUGUUGCUGAAUGCGACGUCAACGAACUCGACCAUUCGCAGCCAAUCGGUGCAUCGGUUCCGAGUUUGCGUGGACGCAUUGGACAAGAUGAGAUGGCCGAGGGCGAAUCGGGGUCUUUUGCUCCUCAAAGAGCUGGCCCACAGAUGGAAGGUUGUUUCGGCGUUGCCUAUGAGGCACAGUGUUCCCCUCGGAAUGGCCACGACUGCCACCCCCCAAGUCGAGGAUACCGUCAAUGAUUCUCUUGACUGGGGUAUGUUGUUUGCCAAUCUUGAAGAGCCUCUCAAUUUGGAUACUAUUGACCUGUCAACGCCUACGGGAGAAUGGGUAUUUCACGAAAGCGACUGA
This is a messenger RNA of Fusarium redolens, 2559 nucleotides long. RefSeq lists its product as uncharacterized. Gene Ontology annotation, biological process: regulation of DNA-templated transcription; DNA-templated transcription. The record is from RefSeq and is a predicted model, not a curated record. Lineage: Eukaryota; Fungi; Ascomycota; Sordariomycetes; Hypocreales; Nectriaceae. Gene Ontology annotation, molecular function: DNA-binding transcription factor activity, RNA polymerase II-specific; hydrolase activity; DNA binding. Bases 1 to 2559 code for a protein of 852 amino acids. The transcript is spliced from 6 exons.